Molecule: messenger RNA, 1065 nt
Organism: Rosa rugosa (rugosa rose)
Lineage: Eukaryota; Viridiplantae; Streptophyta; Magnoliopsida; Rosales; Rosaceae
Product: GDSL esterase/lipase 1-like
Biological process (GO): lipid metabolic process
Molecular function (GO): lipase activity
Source: RefSeq, a predicted model, not a curated record
AUGACAAACACCAGCUUUCAGAACUUCAUCUUUGGUUUCUGUACAAGCCUUCUCAUCAUCACAACCCUAAGCCAUAGCGUGCGUGCAUCCCUUUUCAUCUUCGGGGAUUCAAUAUAUGAUGCUGGAAACAAUAACUAUAUAAACACUAGUUAUCGGGCAAAUUUUCGGCCAUAUGGUGAAACCUUUUUUAAGAACCCAACGGGAAGAUUUUCGGACGGUCGUCUAAUUUCAGAUUUUAUAGCUGAGUACGCAAAACUACCUAUUAUUCCACCGUAUCUACAACCCGGCAAUCAGCAAUUUACAUAUGGUGCAAAUUUUGCAUCUGCAGGAGCUGGUGCUCUGGUUGAAACUUUCCACGGUUUGGUGAUAGACCUUAAUUCUCAACUUUCAAAUUUUGAGCGAGUUCAUGAGUCAUUGAGGAAGAAUUUAGGGGAUGAAGAAGCCAACACUUUGAUAUCAAGAGCUGUUUACUUAUUUAGUGUCGGAGGCAACGAUUACUCAUACAUAUUCGGGACAAACUCCAGCAUCCAGCAUCCUCACAGGGAAUUUGUAGGAACUGUUCUAGGCAACAUAACUGCAGCGAUCAAAGAAGUAUACAACAAAGGAGGAAGAAAAUUUGGGUUUCUUAACCUUGAUCCUCUUGGUUGUAUACCAUACUCAAGAGCACUUGAGAAGAAACAAAAAGAUGGAUGCUUUGAAGAGAUUACACCGUAUGUAGAACUCCACAAUGAAGAACUUCCCAAACUCCUUCAAAAGCUGGAGACUGAACUCAAGGGAUUUAAAUACUCGCUUUCCAACUAUAAUGAGUUUCUGAGUGAAAGGAUAAAUAACCCUUCUAAAUAUGGUUUUAAGGAGGGGAAGGUGGCAUGUUGUGGAAGUGGUCCGUAUAGAGGAACUUUCAGCUGCGGAGGCCAAGAUCGAGGUACUAAAGAGUAUGAUUUAUGCCCGAAUGCAAGUGAAUAUGUCUUCUUUGACUCUGGUCAUCCAACAGAAGGGGUCAAUCAGCAAUUUGCUACGCUAUUUUGGAGUGGAACUCCCAAUCUCAAAGCACUAUUUGAAAAUUAG